Tetrahymena thermophila SB210 is the source of this 2241-nucleotide messenger RNA. Its product is annotated as BZIP transcription factor. The record is from RefSeq and is a predicted model, not a curated record. Gene Ontology annotation, molecular function: DNA-binding transcription factor activity. Gene Ontology annotation, biological process: regulation of DNA-templated transcription. Lineage: Eukaryota; Ciliophora; Oligohymenophorea; Hymenostomatida; Tetrahymenidae. The transcript has 9 exons.
CAGAAUUUUACAGUCAGAGAUUAAUUGAUAAAUUAAUAAAUAAAUAACAUUGAUAUUGAUAUUGAGAGAGAAAAGAUAAUUAUAAUUAAGAUUAUCUAAUAAAUUGAUUUAUAUAUAAUAUUAACUAAAAAAGUCAAUAAAAAAGUAUCAGAAAUUUAUUCUAAAUCAACAAAUAAUCAGCAAAAGGCAUUAGUUUUCACAUCAUUUAAGAUAUAAUUUACGUCAUUCUAAGUUGAGAUGGAUAGAACAGAAGGAGACGAUCCUCUUCAUUAAUUCCCUGAUAAUGAUUUCAUAAUUAAUUUCUUAAAUAAUGACACAAAGGGCACACUAGGAGUUCAGAACCAAUUGAUGGGAAAUUAUUCACACAAUAGUUUGUUUGUUGGAGGAGAUAUUGGAUAUUAAACAGGAUUAAGUAAUAAUGCUCCUUACCAAUACCAUAACAUUGAAGACAUUUCAAAGUAUGUCUCGCAACAAAAUACAGGUUUAGGGGAAACAACUGACUAUUAUUCAUAGCAUAUGAGAAAGAAUAAUUCAUAUUAAAUGCAUUCAAACUAAACAUAAUAGUUGUCUUAAAACUCCCACUCUAAUUUAAACUCUCUAAACUAAUAUGGGCAAAGUACUUAAUAGCAACAUAACUAGCAUUCUUAAUAAGGACACAAUGGCGGUCAUUAAUAAAAUCCUUAAUAUUUGUACUAGCCUCCUCACAAUAUUAAACAAGAACAGAAUUAAUACAAUUAAAUGUAAAUUACAAAAUUGGAGGAUCAAAGUAUCUCUGAAUAUUCAAAUACUAAUUAUGGGUCUACCUCCAAUAGCAUUAAAAAGCCAGAGCAUGUUUUUGAAAAGAAUAAAAACCUCUUUAAUUAUAAGAAUAAUUUAAAAAACACCUACAUCAACAAAAUUAGCACUCUCAUUACUGAUAACCCAACUAGUAAGAGCAAGGAAAGACCUGCUCCAAUAGUACCAGAAUAACCUAUUUAGCAAUAGUGGUAUCCAAAGGAUCCCAAGCAAUAGGCUGACGAAAUAUUUAAAGAACCCUUGAAGCCUGGUUAAUUUGGCUACCCUUAAAAUAUGUAAAAUAUUGGAAGCAGCUUUAAGGUACCUACAAAUGCGAAUGUUCAAAUGAAUCCAUAGCAGCUACAAUAAUAGCUAAAAAAAGUAAGAUCUUUCGAUGCCCUCAAAGUUGAUGAAAUAGAGAAAAUGAAUUAGAAGCUGGCCAGAAAUAGAGAAUCUGCAAGAAAUAGCAGAAAAAGAAAGAAAAUAUAUAUUGAAUUGUUAGAAACUAAAGUUGCCACUAUAUCUGAAGAGCUAGAAAAAACAAAGAGAGUUUUAGAAACUAAUAAUUAAUAUUUAAAUAAACUUAGCUUUUAAACAUAGAUUUUGAAUGGAUUCAUUUUCGGAAGAUAGCAAUUAUAUGAAAAAAUAGAAAAAGCUAUUUAAUCACAAGCUGAAGAAAAUGAAAUUAAUUUGAUGCUUGAUUCUCUAAGAUUUAGACUCGGUGCUGCAGGUAAAGAAAGAAUUACAGCUGUUAACUAUUUCUUUAAGUAAAUUCUUGACAUUUGUGUACCAACCCAUUAUCGCUAUUUAUUGUGGAGCUCCUAAGAAUCUUUAGAUAUGUUUAAUGAAGAGGGCACGGAUGCAGAUUAAAGAGCACCUUGGAGACAAGAGCUGAUGAAUACUAUUUCACUUUCUGAAUAACAAAAGAAGUAAAUGCAAAAAUUUAAAAAGCGCUUUACAGCAGAAAAACAAAAACUUGACGAAUUAAUCGAAGGACUUAAUUAAAUGAAAAAGUAGAUAUAAACAAAAACAUAAAAUGUUGAAAACAUAAUCGACGAUAUGCGUAAUGUAUUUACUCCAAUUUAAAAUGCCAAAUUUUUAGUAUUCCUAGAAAAGAAUAAAUAUAGAAGGGAAAUUAGUAAUAUAGCCUUAUGGGAGUCAUUUAAGAAAGAAAAUGGUGAAUAUGACUUUGAUGAAGAAGGAUAAUCUGAUUCAAGUCUACUUAAUCAGCAUAUCUUAGGUUAGUAACCGAAUUUACCUUCUGGAAAUGGCAUGGGAGGUGGAUCUGACCUUGGCUUCAUUUCUUAGUAUUAAAGUAAUGGAGCGGGAAUGCAUAAUAGCUUGGAUAGUAGUGAUAUAAAUUAGAUGUCUGAGGAUGACGAAGAAUCUCAUGUAAAAGCAAAUGAUUAAGAAGGUCCAAGGAAAAAAGUAUAAAUUUAAUAAGGAAAUCAAAACGUUUAUAUGUGA